Molecule: messenger RNA, 1246 nt
Organism: Dimorphilus gyrociliatus
Lineage: Eukaryota; Metazoa; Annelida; Polychaeta; Dinophilidae
Source: the annotation of a GenBank genome assembly
CAUGUUUGUUUUAUGCCUAAAACAUUCAGAUAGUAGGAAAACUACUUCGUUCGACGAAUUACGCUUAGAUAUUAACGAAGAAUUGGAGAAUGACAGCUUUGAAAAAGACGAGGAAGCUGUAAAUGAAAAGCAGCGUAGCGUUAUUAGUCAUCUUUUAUCCCAAGUUCGUAUUGGAAUGGAUUUGACUAAGAUAACUUUACCGACAUUUAUUCUUGAAAGUCGGUCCCUUUUAGAGAUGUUUGCUGACUUUUUAGCUUAUCCCGAUCUUUGGUUGGCUAUUGCGGAUGGUCAUACAGAAGAAGAGAGAAUGAUUGCCUGUUUAAAAUGGUAUUUAACUUCUUUCCGAGCUGGACGAAAUCCAGUAGUUGCCAAGAAACCAUACAAUCCGACUCUGGGAGAAAUAUUUCAAAGUUAUUACGACAUGGAAUACUUAUUUCCCCAAGAAGGAGACAAUUCAACCCAAGAUGGACCUGUUCCUUGGGCAAAAGAGAGAGACGUUCAAGUAGUUGCCGAACAAGUUUCCCACCAUCCACCAAUUUCGGCCUUUUACGCUGAAAACUCACUCAAAAAAAUGUCGAUGAAUGGACAUGUUUGGACAAAAUCAAAGUUUUUGGGUUUGUCUAUAGGAGUUUCCCUAAUAGGAAAGGCGGUAAUUUCAAUGCUUGAUUACAAUGAACAAUAUACAAUUACUUUUCCGUCCUGUUAUGGAAGAUCAAUUCUGACAACUCCUUGGAUGGAAUUGGGGGGUAAGACUCAGAUUACGUCAACGAACGGAUUUACUGCAGAUAUUGAAUUCCAUACUAAACCCUUUUACGGUAGUAAAAAACAUUUUGUUGACGCUUAUGUUAUGGCACCAGGUGCGGAGUCUAAUCGCAAACCAAUUCUAUGCGUUAAAGGUGAAUGGAACGGCGUUUUGGAAGCUCAAUGGACAUCUUAUAGCGGGAAAGCUGAUUUUACAAUAGAUACUAAUAAAUUAAAGCCUCAGCCUAAGAGAGUUAGGCCGCUCGAUCAACAGGAUCAGCAAGAAUCGAGAAGAUUAUGGAGGAAUGUUACCUAUUAUUUAUCUAAAAACGACGUCAGUAAAGCGGCAAAGUAUAAAUCUUCGAUAGAACAAAAGCAGAGAGACGAAGAGAGAGAAAGAAAAAAUAUGAAUUGUCAAUGGAAACCUAAAUUAUUUCGAGAAGUUUCGACUGAUUGGCUCUAUGUUAAUCAAUUGGAAGAUCGUAUAAUUUCUUGUAAUAAUUAG